CAAGCCAUUUUGGUUCAAGCGGCUCAGUGCCCUUGAAGGCGCCGUGGCCGCUCGAGGGGGGUAAAAGAGGGCAGCGGCGCCGCGAAAGGACAGCAUGUGCGGAGGAAAGUGCGGCCUCUUUUGCUUGGGCGUCGUGCUGAUCCCCGUGGCGGUGAUCGCGGCCGUCAUGCUAGAGACACCCGAGGUGCUACUGGAGAAAGACAUGCCCAGCCUGGAGGCCAUCGAGGCGGUGAUGGCCGCGAAGCCCCGGAUCCCCAAGCGGGCGGCCCCGAAGAGCGCGGCGUCCAAGGGGCCCCGGCUCGGUUCGGGGGGCAUGUUCGACAAAAUCGCCUCCGUCUACGACAAGACGAACAAGUGGAUGUCGCUCGGUCUCGACCAGCACUGGCGACAGACCUUGGUCCAGGAGUGCAUGAGCCUCAGCAAGGACGACCGGGUGCUUGAUCUCGCGACGGGCACCGCUGACGUUUCGCUGCUGGUGGCGGCGCGCCUUGCCCAGCUCAGCGACCUCAAGGGCGGCGUCUCGGCGGGCGCGGUGCUCGGGGUCGACCCCAGCACCGAGAUGCUGCGCCGAGGGGUGGAGAAGGUCGACGAGCGCGUCAUGACCGGCAUCGUGCACCUUGUGAAAGGCGACGCGCAGAACUUGUCUACGAUCCAGGCGAUAGACGCGCAGGGCCGGCUCUCGAAGCCGAGCGAGGGCGUCGCCACCGGCAGCAUCGACAAGAUCUCCAUGUCGUUCGGGAUACGGAACGUGCCAGACCGCGCGAAGGCGCUGCGUGAGAUGCGGCGUGCCUUGCGCAGCAGGGAGUCCAGCCGGGUCUGCAUACUCGAGUUCUCGCUGCCCUCUGGGCAGAGCUUGCUAUCCCUCAUCGCCAAGGGGUUCAUCACCCACGUGGUGCCCUUCAUAGGCUGGCUGGCGACCCAGGGCUCCGGCAGCGAGGAGUACGAGUACCUGGAGCGCUCCAUCCUCGACUUCCCGCAGCCCCUGGAGUUCGCUGCGGAGAUGGGGCGCGAGGGGCUGCGGGUGCAGAGCAUCACCAGCUUCGCCUUCGGCGCGGUCCACCUCUACACCGCGGAGCCCGCCACCGACACGCUGCGGGUCUCCACGGCGUACACGGAGCCAAAGUGGUGAGGCGCCCGGCGGCGCCCCGCCUCCGCAGCUCCUGCUCUCCACCCCCCCCGCGAUCGGCAGCAACUCACGGGAGCCCUGGCGGCCCGCGCCCCGCGCCUCUCGGGCGCCUUUUCCAGGCGGCGCCUCGGAGCAGAGGCCCCCGCCGGCCUCUCUGCCAGACCCUGCCCGCCCUGAUCCCGCGCCCAGCCCUCUGCUGCUCUUUUCAUCUUGUCGUCGCUCCUUACUCUCACGUUACUACGCCGCUCCUUUUUAAUCUUACAUUUUCGCGAAGUCAUGUCUGCAAUCAAUGUCUUCAUCGGGUGCGGUUGGCGACGCGCGCGUGCCAGGCAUUCCUGUCAGGCAGUUGUUCAAGGGCGGCAGUUUUCCAGCUGCCUCACCACGAUCGCCGCGCGCGUCAGCUGGGAGAGCGAAGCAGCACCGAAUGAUACAUAGUCCGCUACCCG
Molecule: messenger RNA, 1572 nt
Organism: Prorocentrum cordatum
Lineage: Eukaryota; Dinophyceae; Prorocentrales; Prorocentraceae
Source: the annotation of a GenBank genome assembly